AUGGCAGGAUUGCUUCAUGCCUUUCCGCCUCGGGAGGACGACCGGAUCACCCUGGAGAUGACUCUUCAGACCACAGUCACAACGUAUGUUGCCGGGGUUAUAUCGUCUUGGACUCCGUCGUCCUCUAGUAGCAGCGCCAACCAAGUCAUCAGCUCCAUCUACAAUCGCAUGCUUCAAUCAGAGCCACAAGCUGUGGCUGGUCGCUGGCGUACUCUGACCCGCAAAUAUGCCACGUCUAGCUCGACGGCGGCCAAGGACCAGGAGACAUGGCACGUGCAAUGUCUGAUGGAGGAUGCAACAACAAUUUUGACAGCCUCUCGAGUGACGUCUUGGGACGAGAGCGACCUACGGGGAAACUUCGAGAUCAUUGUGAAGGCCGCCAUGCAAUUGCGUAGGAUGGUAGGAGAAGACGUGGCUGGGAGCGAGUACGAGGUGUUCGUAGAGGAACAGAAGAAGCCCUUCCGACCAGAAGUGAUGGUCGACGAACACGCACCUCGGCGGAAGCGUCAAGACAGAGUCGGAAGGCCCGUCAUAUGUGCGUUGACACUAGGGCUUCGUCGCACGGAGAGAGACAACCGCAGCGGAUCGAGAGGACGCCUUGAAGUCAAAACGCUCGUCAAGCCGCAGGUGAUCCUAGACACGAUUGUUGAUGACCUGGGUUUGGUCGAUGAUACAGAGUGA
Molecule: messenger RNA, 681 nt
Organism: Fomitopsis serialis
Lineage: Eukaryota; Fungi; Basidiomycota; Agaricomycetes; Polyporales; Fomitopsidaceae
Exons: 2
Coding region: 1-681 (226 amino acids)
Source: RefSeq, a predicted model, not a curated record